Messenger RNA from Fonsecaea monophora, 1752 nucleotides. RefSeq lists its product as hypothetical. The transcript has 9 exons. Bases 1 to 1752 code for a protein of 583 amino acids. Lineage: Eukaryota; Fungi; Ascomycota; Eurotiomycetes; Chaetothyriales; Herpotrichiellaceae. The record is from RefSeq and is a predicted model, not a curated record.
AUGGGUUCGCUGGGCACUUACCAGGUGCCAGAAUGGUACCAUUCAGAGGUCCUUCGACCCAUCAAAGUGAUAUGCAUCGGUGCGGGAAUUUCAGGACUAUGUCUCGCAUACAAGAUGAUGACGCUGCUGGAUUCGUUCGAGCUGACAAUAUAUGAGAAGAACGACGACGUCGGUGGAACGUGGUUAGAAAAUAGAUAUCCAGGGUGUGCCUGUGACAUACCUGCUCAUAUCUAUACGUUUACCUUCGAUCCCAAGCCGGAUUGGUCCGAGUAUUAUGCUGGCUCCAAAGAAAUCCAUGGAUUUUACGAGAAGCACAAUAUCGCCCAGUUUACCAAGCUUUCUCAUGUUGUCAAGGAAGCCGUUUGGGACGAGAACACGUCGAAAUGGCGAUUGGAAAUCGAGGACCGCACCUCGACCCCCUCGAGGAUCUUCAGGGAUGAAUGCGACGUCCUCAUAAACGGAGCCGGGUUCCUGAACAAAUGGAGCUGGCCCAACAUUCCCGGUAUCGAGACGUUCCAAAAGCCAAAGCUGCACUCGGCGAGAUGGGACGCCAGUUUGGAUUUGAAGAACAAAACUGUUGGACUCAUUGGGAAUGGCUCUAGUGGGAUCCAGAUUCUUCCCCAGAUCGCAAAAGAUGUGGCCAAGUUGAAAGUAUUCAUGCGCUCACCUACCUGGAUAUCGCCCGCGUUGGGCGGCUCCGUUGCUCUUCAGUUCCAGGAUGAGCAUGGAGGUGAACACGAAAGCACAAGUGAUGCGAACCCCGGGUCGACAAAGGGUAACAAGCACGAACAGUUUACCUUUACAGAAGAAGAGAAGGAGCAGUUCCGGGCGGAUCCCCAGGCCCAUCUUCAGUUCCGUCGUCGAAUAGAAGCAGAAAUGAACGUUCUUACGGACAUGUUCAUCAACGGAAGUUCGACACAGCAACAAAUGCAUAAGUUCAUGGUCCAGCAAAUGAAAGACCGGAUGGGCCCGGGCAAUGAGGAGCUGAAGGCUAAGAUAAUCCCACAAUGGGCACCGGGAUGCCGAAGGAUCACACCUGGGGAUGGCUACCUUGAGACGCUCGUCCAGCCUCAUGUCGAGCCAAUUUUCGGCGAGAUCCAUCGACUUACCGAGACUGCGGUGCAGAUGGUUGACGGAACCUUGCACGAUGUUGAUGUCUUGGUUUGCGCCACGGGUUUUGAUACAUCCUUCAUUCCACCCUUCCCAGUCAUCGGACGCGGAGGUGUCUCGAUGGAAACCGCAUGGAAGAACAUACCCGAUGCAUAUCUUGGGAUUGCCGCUCCCGGCUUCCCGAACUACUUCAUGACAACCGGCCCACAAGGGCCCUUGGGGAACGGAACCAUUCUCCCUGCUAUCGAGACAGCAUGCGAAUAUUUCAUCACCGUAAUGAAGAAGAUGCAGGAAGAGAAGAUUAGAUCCGUGGAGCCAAAGCGUCGGGCCACCGAUCAAUUUCAUGAACACAUGAGCGCAUUCCACAAAAAAACAGUGUGGGGAUUGCCAUGCCGGUCAUGGUACAAGAACGGCACCGUCGACGGCGAACCUCAAUUGUGGUGUGGAAGCGCCCUGACUUAUGUCAAGACAAUCAAAGUCCCACGCUUUGAAGACUACGAGUUCGAAUAUGAGAACAGCAAUCAGUGGGCGUUCCUGGGCAAUGGAAAAAUCAAGGCAUUUUAUGAGCAGGUUGAUGGAAAGCCGAACAUCGACGGACUUGCACCUUAUAUACGCAACGAAGACUCCCCCUGGAUUAUCUAG